Messenger RNA from Geodia barretti, 324 nucleotides. Lineage: Eukaryota; Metazoa; Porifera; Demospongiae; Tetractinellida; Geodiidae. The record is from the annotation of a GenBank genome assembly.
AUGCGCGACUCCGGUAUCGAAGUCGUCUAUAUGGGAAUGCGCGUCACCGCCGACCAGGUGGCCCAGACCGCUCUGCAGGAAGAUGCCGACGUUGUGGGUAUCAGCAUCCUGUCAGGGGCGCACAUGCGCUUGAUGCCUCGCCUAACCAAGGCACUCGAGGAUCGCGGAUUGACGGAUGAUGUCCUUGUGCUGGUGGGUGGCACCAUCCCAGAGGACGAUGUAGAGCCGCUGCAGAAAUUGGGGAUCCAUGGCGUCUUCCCAGUUGGAAGUUUCACUUCGGAAAUGAUUGCCUUCAUUUUCUCCAACGUCCGGCGGGAAAAUUAG